Messenger RNA from Trichoderma harzianum CBS 226.95, 1356 nucleotides. RefSeq lists its product as hypothetical. The transcript is spliced from 3 exons. The record is from RefSeq and is a predicted model, not a curated record. Bases 1 to 1356 code for a protein of 451 amino acids. Lineage: Eukaryota; Fungi; Ascomycota; Sordariomycetes; Hypocreales; Hypocreaceae.
AUGAUUUCCAAGACGACUUUUGCCGUGCUCUUUGCAGCCCUUGCUGCUGCUGGCCCCAUCCAAUUCCGAGAGGUGGCCUCUCUGGACCCAGCUGCUACCGCUGAGGCCCAUCCCAGGGACGACACUGCCACCCGUGCCUUUUCCAAUGUCCAGAUCAAGACCUCUGAUGGCAAGUGUCUGAGCGUCGACCCCCUCUCUGGAGAUUUCCGAGCCAACUUGACGCCCAUCCAAAUCACCGACUGUGGCAGCAACGAUGCCCAGGGCUGGGACGUCAUCACCUCUGGCGUCCACAACGACCAAAAGGGCGAGGCCCUGAUCGUGAGCACCAAGACGCAGGCCUGCUUCAACUUUGACCCUCGACGUGCGGCCGGAAACCAGGUCCUGCUCUUCUCGUGCGGUGGACGAGCUGAUGGCAGCGGACAAGUGACCAACUCUCAGCUCUUUGCCUUUACCGGAGGCAAUGGCCCGCUGAGCUUCGCCCCUGGCAACGAUCCCACAAAGUGCUUUGCUGCCAAGGGCAAUGUGAUUGACAUUGCCGACUGCAAUGCCAACGAUGCUACCCAGAAGUUUACUUUUGGUGGUGCUGCUGCUGGAGGCUCUGGCAAUGACAGCAACAACAGCUCUGCCGCCGCCAGCUCAGCUGCUGCCACCUCUGAGGCUGCUGCCUCUUCCACCUCGGCUGCUGCUGCUGCUGCUACUACUUCUGCUUCUGCUGCUGCCACCAGUGACGCAGUUGUUGUCAACCCAGGCGACGGCAGCUCCCAGACGACCGCCGCUCCUCCUCCUCCCGUCAUCACCGGAAACCCAACGACCCCCGUGCCCGUCUCGGGAGCUGGAGGCACCCUGAACCCUUCUGCCGUGGCCGAGGCCCAGGCGUUUGAUGCCAGCGCUGUUCGACCCCUGGAGAGUGUCAACAUCCGAGCCGCCGAUGGACGCUGCUUCUUCGUCAACCCCACGGCCGGUGAUUUCCGUGAGAACCUGAUCCCCGUUGGACUGGCCACCUGCAGCGAAGACGCCAGCCAGAAAUUUGACGUUGUCACCAAGGGAGUCCACGACGAUGCUCAGGCUGGCGAGGCGCUGCUUGUCAGCGUGCUCACCAACGGCUGCAUCAACUUUGAUGGCCGCAGAGCCGCCAACGACCAGGUCAUCAUGUUCUCUUGCGGUGGACGCGCCGACGGAAGUGGCAAAACCGCGACUUCGCAGCUGUUCCCCUUCAAGGCGGGCGACAACAACAUCGUCCUUACUCCCGCCUCAGCCACCAACACGACUUGUUUGGUUGCUGGCGCUGACCGGGUGGAGUCUGCGCAGUGCAGUGGCCAGAAGGAUCAGACCUUUGAACUGGUGGAGAUUCUGUAA